AUGCGUCAGGACCGCCCAAAUCUAUCAAAAUCUACUGUUUCCAAGCGGCAUGGAAUUGCUGCCGCUCGACGAGUAACCUCUGUUACCGCCUCUGUAACCGCCUCUGCCACGGCCUCUUCCGUAACCACCACGGCCUCUGCCGUAACCACCACGUCCGUAACCGUAUCCGUUACCUCUGUUGCCCUUCUUAUCAAGAGCCUGCAGCUCAGGAGGAAUGUCCUGCUUGGCCUCUCUCAAAAUCACGAUCAAAUCGUGGGCCUGGCCGGAGUUACCCUGGGUGAAGAGAGUGAUGGCAGUACCUUUCUCUCCAGCACGGCCGGUUCUUCCAAUACGGUGAACAGUUUGUCUAUCAGGACGGAUCUGGUCGACAAUCUUACGGAUCUGGGGCUCGAAUCCCAUAUCCAGCAUUCUGUCGGCCUCGUCCAGAACCAGGUAGGUCACUCUUCUGAGGUUGGUGCGACCAGAGUCCAGCAUGUCCAAAAGACGGCCAGGCGUGGCAAUACAGAUUUCUGCUCCUCUGGCAAGAUCUCUCACUUGUUGGCCCUUAGGAACUCCUCCGUAGACACAGGUGUUUCUGAUUCUGGAAGAACGUCCGAACUUGGAGCACUCUUUCUGGAUCUGAACCGCCAGUUCUCUGGUUGGAGCCAGGACCAAACAAAUAGGACCAUCGCCAGGCUGCAAAAGGGGCUGGGCAUUGAUGUGCACAAUAGCAGGCAAACAGUAAGACAAAGUCUUACCGGAACCUGUCGAAGCAAUACCCACCAUGUCGCGUCCAGAAAGGGCCAUUGGCCAUCCUUGACACUGGAUGGCAGUAGGGUUAGGAAAUCCUUGAGCCUUCACCUCCUUUAA
This is a messenger RNA of Ogataea philodendri, 849 nucleotides long. RefSeq lists its product as uncharacterized. NCBI's taxonomy places the organism in Eukaryota, Fungi, Ascomycota, Pichiomycetes, Pichiales, Pichiaceae. The transcript has 2 exons. The record is from RefSeq and is a predicted model, not a curated record. The coding region runs from base 1 to 849 and encodes 282 amino acids.